Anopheles stephensi (Asian malaria mosquito) is the source of this 2127-nucleotide messenger RNA. Its product is annotated as KIF-binding protein. The record is from RefSeq and is a predicted model, not a curated record. The transcript is spliced from 2 exons. Bases 122 to 1885 code for a protein of 587 amino acids. NCBI's taxonomy places the organism in Eukaryota, Metazoa, Arthropoda, Insecta, Diptera, Culicidae.
GGGAGCUGUCACGCAAAAUAUCCCCACAACAACAAAAUCAAUGUUUGUUACCUCCUUUCACUGCACGUUCGCUGUUUUUCUUCGCCGCGCAGCAACAUAAAUCCAGAGUUUUCUCGCAGGGAUGAAAAUUACCAAAGAAAAUCUUUCCGACAUCCGGGAAGACUACGAAAAGGCGCAUCGCUACAUCGACGAGGAAAGCAAAAAUGAUCCACCGACGGAACCGUUCCGUUCGCAUUACAUCGCCCGGGACGUCCUAAGCAGUGCGCUGCGAAAGGUGAAAACUCUCAGCGAAGCGCUCGAACCGGACAGUGAAGUGGCCACAACGGUUCGUUGCAUUCAUGCAAACAUCCUGAAGGAUAUUGCCAAAAUUACGAUCUUCGUAGAGGAACCGCGUGGCGAGGUGUUGCUAAAGGAGGCACUCGAACUGAUCGCGAAGGACCACGAGAAGGAACCGGCCAUCAAUGUGCGCAUCGAAAUACUCAACCAACUCGGCAUCAUGGCAUGCAAUCAGUCGAACUUUGUCGAAUCGAAGCAGUAUUUGGAUCAGGCAAAGGAUGUGUAUUUCGAAACGAAGGAGCUCGACCGUGAACCGCUUACGAUGGCCGAUCUGUUCGGUACGAAGGAGGAGGUCGAGAAGGGGAAGGGCUUGAAGUUGCUCGAAUCGAACCAUACGCUCACGCUUUACUAUCUGGCGCAAGUGUUUGGUUUUUUGGAUAAUUUAGCCGACUCGGCACAGUACUGCCACAUGACGCUUCAGCGCCAGCUAGAGUACAACGAGUACGAGCAUGUGGAUUGGGCCCUGAAUGCUGUUACGCUUUCGCAGUUUUACUUCCCGAAAAAUCAUCUCACCCAAGCGAGACAUCUCCUCGCAGCUAGCACCUUCAUGCUGAACCGGUACGAAACGGAAGUGGUGGAAAAGGCCGCCAAUCCAACGGAUCGGGCCGAAAAGGAGGAAAUCCUACGCUACCGUAUGGCGGACGUUGGACGGUGCUGGGCCAAGUACGGGCUGCACAUUCUUGCCACCUCGAAGGAACGGCUCAGCGCGGACGAUGAACCGAACGAGGAUGGAACGCGCGACGCACCGCUAACACCGGUGAAAAAGGUGACCCGUUUCACUGGGCUCGAUCUGGCCGCUUACGAAGGGCAGGUGACGGACGAGUUUUGUCUCACGUUUGACGACGCGAAGCUCGUCAUGCUGAACUCGCUUUCGUGGCUAAACAAGGCGAAGGAAUACUACACGAAGGAAACGGAAGCUUCACAGUACGCGAAAAUUCUGCAGGACAUCGCCUCGCUGUACAAACAUUUGGCAUUCUUCGAGGAGGACGAUGGUAACCAGUGCAAGCUGUACAAGCGGGGUGCGGAUCGGCUGGAGGAGAUUGUUGAAAUACUAAAUGCAACCUACUAUCAAACGAUUUGCAGGGAAGCUUGGUACGAGCUGGGGCUGACCUACUCGAACAUGCUGAACGUGAAGCUGGGCCAGCUGGAUGAUAAGCAGCCGAACGAUCACCCAACACCGCACGCACUCAACAAAAUUAAUCAUCUGUGCGAGAAAAGCAUAAGAAACUUUAAGAAAUUCAUCGAAUCGUACAAAAUCGAUCUCGACACGCUGGACCUUCCGGACGGCAUUAGCGAGGACGAGAUGCAACCGAUACUGUACGCUUACUUCCACAUCGGACGGCUGUACUAUCGCAUCAUAACGCCCGACAAGCGGCUGAAGCUGAAGAACACGGAAAACAGUCUGUUUUACUAUAAUCGGUUCGUUGCCUGCUGUCAGGACGAACGGAUGAGGCCACUGUUUGGGCAGGAGUUGGGUGUUUGCAGGGAAAUCAUAACGCUGCUACCGUUGAAAAUUGAAAAGCUAAAGACGGAGAUAAGGGAGGGAUAGAUUGUGAGUUAUUGAAACUACUACCUUUUAAUGGACCUUUUCCCCUGGCUAGUCUGUAGAGUGUGGGUGCAGCAUUGUGAUUAAACGCUUGCGACGCGUUUCUUUCGAAAAGAAGCGAUUAAAUUAUUAUUAGCGGCCCUUUAAAAAAACGAUAUAAUUAGCAGCUGUAUUAGGUGUUGCUCGUAAAUUAGCUGUAACACUGGACGCAAUGGAAUAAACGUACAUUUAACCGAACAGCCAAA